AAUUGAUUCUUCUAUUUUAUUUGGUAUAAGUUAGUAAAAGAGACAAGAAACGCCCCCUCUUGAUUCAUUCUCAUUGGAUAGUUUUCUUUGUAUGACUCGAAUAUGGGAAGGGGAGAAUGAACUGGACGUUUAUGAAGCAGCACAAGCUUUACAAAGUGGUAAACUCGUUGCAUUUCCUACAGAAACAGUAUAUGGUCUUGGAGCCAAUGCUUUAGACCAACAAGCAGUUCUUCGAGUGUUUAAAGCAAAAGGGCGACCACAGGACAACCCGUUGAUCGUUCACAUCGCAGCUUACAAGGAUUUGGAUGACUUGGUGGAACAACCUUUACCUUCCUUUGUACAACUAUUGAUAGAAAAGUUUUGGCCCGGACCCUUAUCACUCGUUCUGAAGUUAAAAGAGGAUAGUCCAAUAGCUCCAGCAGUCACAGGAGGACAAAACACAGUUGCCAUUCGUAUGCCAAGUCACCCUAUUGCGCUUGCUUUACUUGCAGCUGCCAAAGUUCCAGUGGCAGCGCCUUCAGCCAAUACCUCUGGAAAGCCAAGCCCUACCAGUUGCCUUCACGUCUUGAGUGAUCUACAAGGCAAAAUUGAUGGAGUAGUAGAUGGUGGCGAAACUUGUGGGAUAGGUUUGGAGUCUAGUGUUUUAGAUUGCUCUGGUGAACGAUUGUCUAUGUUAAGACCUGGUGCAAUUACUGCAGAACAAGUGGAAGCAGUUACAAAAUUGCCUGUAGUUAUAUUCAAAUGGGAAGGAAAUAAUCAAAAGGAGGAUAUGAAUACUCCUCGAGCACCUGGAAUGAAGUAUCGACAUUAUGCUCCCAAAGCACCCAUUGACUUGGUUAACGGCGGUUUAGAACAGCUUAAGCUAAGAGUAAUGGAAUGGAAACGACAAGGAAAAGUUGUUGGUUUGUUAGCUUUCAAAGAGUUUGGCCAACACAUACAAGCUGACGUAUUUAUCUCUUGUGGUCAACAAAACUGUUUGGAAAGUUAUGCUCGACAGCUCUACAGAGCUUUGAGAGCAUUUGAUGAUAAUCCACUGACAGUUGAUGUUAUUGUCGUACAGGCCGUUGAGGAAACAGGAAUCGGUGUAGCAAUUAUGAAUAGACUUAGAAAAGCAGCAUCUACAGGAUUUUAUAUGGCUUCACCGAAUGAACGUCUUGUGAAUAACAAUUGACUAUGACGUUUCAAUUAAAACAACUUGACCAGUU
Galdieria sulphuraria is the source of this 1205-nucleotide messenger RNA. Its product is annotated as putative translation factor. Bases 92 to 1171 code for a protein of 359 amino acids. The record is from RefSeq and is a predicted model, not a curated record. Gene Ontology annotation, molecular function: tRNA binding; nucleotidyltransferase activity; double-stranded RNA binding. Lineage: Eukaryota; Rhodophyta; Bangiophyceae; Galdieriales; Galdieriaceae. Gene Ontology annotation, biological process: regulation of translational fidelity. Gene Ontology annotation, cellular component: cytoplasm. The transcript is spliced from 5 exons.